Messenger RNA from Morus notabilis, 357 nucleotides. Its product is annotated as putative 4-hydroxy-4-methyl-2-oxoglutarate aldolase 1. Gene Ontology annotation, molecular function: ribonuclease inhibitor activity. The record is from RefSeq and is a predicted model, not a curated record. The transcript has a single exon. Gene Ontology annotation, biological process: regulation of RNA metabolic process. Lineage: Eukaryota; Viridiplantae; Streptophyta; Magnoliopsida; Rosales; Moraceae. The coding region runs from base 1 to 357 and encodes 118 amino acids.
AUGGCCUUGGUUACAACUGCUGAAAUUUGUGAUGCAAACUCACAACUAAUUACGAGCGGCGAGCUCCGGGCACUCCAGCCAAUUUUUCAGAUAUAUGGCCGGCGACAGGUGUUCUCCGGACAAAUAGUUACCCUCAAGGUGUUUGAAGACAAUGUGCUGGUUCGCGAGUUGCUUGAGGAGAAAGGCAAUGGCAGAGGCAAUGGCAGAGUUCUUGUUAUGGACGGUGGUGGAAGCUUGAGAUAUGCUAUAUUGGGUGGUAAUCCUGUAGUUCAAGCUCAGAACAAUGGAUGGGCAGGGAUAGUGGUGAAUGGAUGUAAAAGAGAUGCUGAUGAGAUUAAUGGAUGCCUGUCUAGGUGA